Trichomonas vaginalis G3 is the source of this 2943-nucleotide messenger RNA. RefSeq names its product hyphally regulated cell wall protein 1 family. The transcript has a single exon. The coding region runs from base 1 to 2943 and encodes 980 amino acids. Lineage: Eukaryota; Parabasalia; Trichomonadida; Trichomonadidae. The record is from RefSeq and is a predicted model, not a curated record.
AUGAAGCGUCACAAGAGUAUUAUCAUUGAGAACACCUACAAUGGCGGAAUCAAGCCUGGUGAUGUUGUUCGAAUUAAAGGUAUGGCAGUGGACUUCGAUAAUGGAACAACUCUUAAGAUCAACUAUAAAUACCAAGCCAACUUAUUUUCCAGAGAACUUAAUGAAGAUCAAGAGAUCGGCGAAUUUGUUGUUUCAGACAACAUGACUACACCUCCAUUUGAGUUUUCAAUUUCAGUGCCAGAGCGUGUUACAAGUCAGACAUUUAAUGUUUGGGCAACCCAAGGCUCAGAAAUUGUUGCCCAAUUUGAUAAUGGAUACAAUGUCUUGAAUAUGCGUCCUGAAUUAAUUGUUCUUCGCGCUAUAAAUGAUCAAUACCCAGAAGAUGGUUUCAUUGACAUUGAUUUUUUGAUCAGUGAUGACACUAAAGCAAGAAUUUUAUAUAGAUUUGAUGAUCAAAAUGAUAAAUAUUUGACAGACUUCUAUGAAUGUAAUCACUCACGAAAAUAUGUUAAUUUUACACAGAUCAGCCUUAAUGCAAGCAAGUUAUCGGUUGGAAAACAUACUUUAUAUCUUUUUGCAAAAGAUGAACUUGGGUCAGAAUCAUUAUUGAAUCAAUAUAGCUUCUCAAUUGCUCAAGAUCAUGCACCCAUCAUGGAGAUUCUAGAGACUACCAAGCUUGAUAACUAUACAUCAUAUGACCUCAUCACACUGCAUGGAAGGGUCAAAGAUGAAUCUGUUGGAAAGAAGAUUGUAGUUAAGUAUCAGCUCAAUGGCGAAGGCUACAAGGAAAUUUACAGCACAAUUUCCACAAGUGACUGGCAAUACUUCAAUUAUUCCUUCACGGCACCUAAAUCAGAUGGACUUUACAUAGCUACAUUCCAAGCUGAAAAUUACAAAUUUUAUGGUUCAACGAUAUAUCAGCAAGAACUUCAAACAACAACAAAAGUUCAAACUAGAUAUCUUCCAGCACUCCAACCAAUCAACACAGACAGUCGUACCGGUACUGGAAUUGGAAUUUCUCCUAUUAAAUACGUUCCAUCUGACUACACAUUGGAGAAAUUCAUUGAAAAACAGUUCUUAUACACAAAUCAAAGGUAUAAUAUUGUGUUCUGGGUAAGAGAAGGAACAACAUUCUACAUUGAUAUCUCAACAAUUCCUUCUGGCGUCGGAUUAGUUGACUAUAUCAGAAAUUUGGUUCCGGACUUCAAUGGAGGAAAUGUUACUUUUACGCUUUUGGAUGAUAACAAUAGCACAGUUGCCAAGUUCAUUCAACCUAUUGUCUACAAUCAAGCACCAACAUUCAAACUUUUGAAUGAAUUUCCGAAAAAAGUCUACGGACACGCGUUCAUAAGUUUGGAUAUCAACAUCUUUGAUGACACUAAAGCUAAGAUGAUUUUCAAGAUCGAUGAUGGUGAAUACAUGAAUCUGAGUAGAUAUUACGCACUUUAUAAUAAUUCGCAGUACAUGCACUCACAGAUUGAGAUCAAACCGAACACUCUUUCACUGACAGGCCAUAAUAUUAUAUUAGCAGCUAUUGAUGAAUACGGCGUUAUGUCGAAUGUGAGUGAAUAUAGUUUCCUCUACUACAAUAUGAACACUCCAACCAUUGAAGAGAUCACAAUUACAUUUCCAACUGUCAAUGGCACAGGUAGUAUUAGUGGCGGUAAUAAUGGAGGAUCUGAUACUGGAAGUUCAGGUAGUUCCGGAUCAGGUAGUGGCUCAGAUUCAGGAUCUGGAUCUGGCUCAGGAAGUGGAAGUGGUUCAGGUUCCGGAUCAGGAAGUGGAAGUGGUUCAGGAUCUGGCUCAGAAAGUGGCUCAGAUUCAGGAUCUGGCUCAGGAAGUGGCUCAGAUUCAGGAUCUGGCUCAGGAAAUGGUUCGGAUUCAGGAUCUGGAUCUGGCUCAGGAAGUGGCUCAGAUUCAGGAUCUGGCUCAGGAAAUGGUUCGGAUUCAGGAUCUGGAUCUGGCUCAGGAAGUGGAAGUGGUUCAGGAACUGGAUCAGGAAGCGGAGGUUCAAAUGAUCAAGAAAUUCCGACAAUUGCACCGGGUUCCAAUAUCACAAUAAAUGGUCAUUUUAAUGAUCAAGAUUAUGAUGAAAAUACCACAGUAUCUGUGAAGAAGAAUUCUGAUCCAUUUGUUGAUGUUCAUGAAUGUCCAGUCAGUGAGCGUCCAGAGUGUUUCUCAUUCGAUUUCAAUUUCUCAGUUGGCGACAAAUGUGGUGAAAAUGUCAUUAUUGUUCAAAUCCGUGAUAAUCGAGGUGCUACUUCAAGAGAAUUUACAUUCCGAUAUAAUAUUGACUGCGGCGAUGAUGGCAAUGAAAAUGAAAAUGGUAGUGGAUCAGGAAAUGGAAGUGGUAGCAUUCCAAGGAUAUCUCCCAUUCGUUCACCUGUGCCUCCAUAUCCUAUUCCAACAAUGUUACCAUCAGAUUAUACAGGAAGAUACACAACAACAUAUAUCAAUACAUAUUUACCGACUGAGACAUUUGACGAAAAUGGCUACUCAUAUAUUAUCUACUACAUGACAACAACCGAGUACAAUAUCACAUUAAUUGAUACACCAAACGAGAGUGUAGCUAUUGGUUUCUUGCAGACACCAUUUGGAAAAUAUGCUUUAUGGCCAAUCAUUGCAAUCGUUACUAUAGGAAUCACUGCUGGUGUUAUCAUUUUGAUAAUUCAUCUAAAGAAGAAGCAAGAAAAGUCAGAGAGCGAAACAGAAAACAUUGAAAUGGAAGCAGAAACUGUUCAAAUUUUCACCACUACUAAUGGUGAGAGCACAAAUGAUAAUCCUCUCUUCACUGUCACGAAGGAAGAAGACGACUUAUUCAAAGCAGACUUUGAAGACAGUGAAGACAAAUUUGUCAAUGAUGAAAAUAUUACGCAACGUGAUAAUAAUGAUAUCGGAGAUAAUGAAGAUGAUGAUGAAGUUGUUGAACUAGAGAUCUUAUGA